Hydra vulgaris (swiftwater hydra) is the source of this 483-nucleotide messenger RNA. Its product is annotated as NADH dehydrogenase [ubiquinone] 1 alpha subcomplex subunit 5. Gene Ontology annotation, biological process: respiratory electron transport chain. The record is from RefSeq and is a predicted model, not a curated record. NCBI's taxonomy places the organism in Eukaryota, Metazoa, Cnidaria, Hydrozoa, Anthoathecata, Hydridae.
UUUGUAAAUUUGUUGUCAAUUUGUUUAAGAUAUAGUUAACUAUGACUUCUAAUAUUAAAAAAGUUGCAACUCAACUGGUUGGAAUUAGUGUAUCAAAAACUCCAAGAAAAACUUUGGUUGAUUUAUAUUCACAGACAUUAUCUAUACUUGGGUCUAUGCCAGCAUCUUCAGUUUAUAGGCUGCAAACAGAGGAAAUUACAAGAAAGCGAUUAGAGACGGUUCAAAAUGAAGAGAACGUAAUUUUGAUUGAAGAAAAGAUAAAUUGUGGACAAAUAGAGGAAGUAAUUAUUCAAGCAAAAGAUGAACUCUCAUUAGCUGAGAAAAUUAUUGAGUUCAAACCAUGGGAGCCUUUAAAUGAAGUUGCACCUCCAGGACAGUGGGCGUAGUUAUUUUCAUAUACAUACACCUGUAAUUGAUAAAGUUUUGCAGUAUAAAACUUUUUGUUACUCUAUUAAACUCUACAAAAUAAAUUAGAUCACCUAA